Vigna radiata var. radiata (mung bean) is the source of this 2151-nucleotide messenger RNA. RefSeq lists its product as uncharacterized. The transcript has 4 exons. Gene Ontology annotation, molecular function: zinc ion binding. The record is from RefSeq and is a predicted model, not a curated record. The annotation marks the transcript as partial. NCBI's taxonomy places the organism in Eukaryota, Viridiplantae, Streptophyta, Magnoliopsida, Fabales, Fabaceae.
UUGAGGUUAAUGAAGUUGUACAAGGUGAACCUGUUGUUGAAGUGGGUCAAGAAGAACAUGAUGAUGCUGAAGUUGAACUUGGACAAAAUGAAGAAGUUCAUGAGGUUGAACUUGGUCAGCAAAAACUUCCUCGGGUUGAAGUUGGUGACCAAGAACUUCCUGAGGUUGAAGUUGUUCAGGAAGAACAUGAUGAUGUUGAAGUUGAACUUGGACAAAAUGAAGAAGUUCAUGAGGUUGAACUUGGUCAGCAAGAACUUCCUCGGGUUGAAGUUGAUGACCAAGAACUUCCUGAGGUUGAAGUUGUUCAGGAAGAACAUGAUGAUGUUGAAGUUGAAGAACAUGGUGAAGAAGGUGAUGGUCAUGUUGAUGAAGUUGUUGAGGAACAUGCUGAAGAUGGUGGAGUGGGGGAUGCAUCUGAUGAGGAACAUUUGGUGGAUGUAAGUGUGCAUGGAAAUGAAGAAACCCAAGAAGAGGAAGAGGACUGGCUAGGGGGAAUAGGAAGGGAAUGUAGUUCUGGAAAGAAGCAUGUAGAGGCAAGGGGAUUAAGUGAUAGUGAGUGGCAAUCUGAUAGUUGUGGUAGUAUAAAUAUAAGUGAUGAUUCAGAUGUUGAAACAUCUAGAUAUGGAGAUUUUGCAACCUUCAAAGAGCCCACAAGUAUGAAAGAGUAUAGAUGGGAACUUGGUACAUAUUUCCCUNAAAAAAAUGAUUUCAUUGAUGCAAUUAGAAGUUAUGGAGUACACAAUGGUAGAAAGUUGAAGCUGUGGAAGAAUGAUAAGAGAAGAAUUAGCGUGAAAUGUUAUGGCUCACAAGGGAAAUGUCCCUGGUACGCUUAUUGUGGAUAUAGGAGUACCCAGCGUACAUGGCAGCUAAGAAAGCUUGUGGACAGGCAUACUUGUACUAGGGAAUUCAAAGUUGGUCUAGUAACCUCUAAAUGGUUAAGUGGGAGGCUGGAGAAGAGCAUCAAAGCAAAUCCUGAUUUUAAAAUGUCAAAUCUGCACAACAAUUUCUGUAAGAAAUUUAAUGUACGUGUGUCUAGGGCUACAACAAGUAGAGCAAAGGCAAUGGCAACANCUAGCAUUGAGGGUAGCUUCAAAGAACAAUAUCUAAGNCUCUAUGAUUAUGCAGAGGAGUUGCUGCGGGCAAACCCAGGUUCAACAGUUAAGAUUAAUGUUGAACCAAACCAGGAUAAAACCAUAUUCAAGAGAAUUUAUGUUUGUUUAAAAGCAUGUAAGGACAGCUUUGUAUCUUGUAGACCAAUUAUUCAUUUGGAUGGNUGUUUCUUAAAAGGGAAAUAUGGAGGAGAGCUUUUAACUGCUGUUGGCAGAGAUGCUAAUGACCAGAUGUGUCCCUUAGCUUAUGCUGUAGUUGAAGUUGAGAAUAAGGAAUCAUGGACUUUUUUCUUGGAAUUGUUAAUUGAGGAUCUUGGAGGUGGGGGGUUUUGUUCAAGAUGUACAUUUAUGUCAGAUCAGCAAAAAGGACUUCUUCCAGCUUUACAAAUGUUGUUGCCUAAUGUGGACCAGCGUUACUGUGUUAGGCACAUUUAUUCAAAUUUCAGAAAGAAAUUUGCUGGCUUAAACCUUAGACAAUUACUAUGGAAGGCUGCAACAUCAACAACCCCUGAAGCAUGGGAGUCAGUAAUGAGACAGAUGAAGGAAGUUAACAUUGACGCAUUUAAAUACUUGAUUCAGCUUCCACCAAGACAUUGGUCUAGAUCCAGGUUUACAGGAAUACCUUCUUGUGACACACUUGUCAACAACAUAUCUGAAGGUUUUAAUAGUGUCAUCUUAGAUGCACGGGGCAAACCUAUAAUAUCAAUGUUGGAAGAGAUUCGGAUGUACUUGAUGAACAGAUGGGCAUCCAAUAGAGAGAAGGUUAGCAGAUUUGAAGGUAUCAUAUGCCCAAAGAUUAAAAAAAGACUGCAGAAGGAGUUAGAGAAGACUAAAUACUGGAUGCCAAGUUGGUCAGGGAUGCAAAUAUUUCAGAUCACUCAUACAUCCAUCAUUGCUGAGAAGUACGUGGUUGAUGUUGAGAAAAGAGAUUGUAGCUGCAGAAAAUGGACAAUAACAGGAAUACCUUGCUGCCAUGCACUCACAGCCAUGAGCUUUCUCAACAUCAAUCCUGAAGAAUACUUGCCACUUUGGUUUAGGACUU